Molecule: messenger RNA, 591 nt
Organism: Entrophospora candida
Lineage: Eukaryota; Fungi; Glomeromycota; Glomeromycetes; Entrophosporales; Entrophosporaceae
Source: the annotation of a GenBank genome assembly
AUGACAACACCUAAAUUACCAGAACCAAAAAAAGGUAUUAUUAAAAACCUUAAAGUUUAUUAUAGAAAGCUAUUUAAUCAACAAAUACUUCAAAAUGUUGAAGAAAAUAAAAUAAAUCCUGAAAAAAUUGACAUAUUACAAGCAAUUCGUUUUAUUGUUUCUGCUUGGGAAAAUGACAUAAAUGCAACAACAAUUUAUCAUUGUUUUCUUCACUGUGGAAUCCAUUUACGAACAGAAGAGGAUCCAGAUGUUAAUCACAAUUUAAUAGAUAUUCCAGAUGUUAUAGAUGAUAUUGCAACUCAAAUAAAUGAUCUUGGAUACAGAAAUCCAAUGAAUGUCAAAGAACUUCUUAAUCAACCUGAUGAAAAUGAAGUUGCAGAUAUUCCAACAGAUGAGACUAUUAUAGAGAUGGUAAAAGAAAGAAUGAAAGAAAAUAAUAAUGAAAAUGGAGAAAACAGUGAAGGUGAUGAUGCAAUCGAAAGACCAAAAAUCACAUGUAUAGAAGCUAUUAAUAUGCUAGAUUCUUUAGAGAUUUUUUUUCUUCAACAAAAUGAAGAUUAUGAAACAGAUAAUUAUGAAUCAGACAAUUUA